AUGGCGGGAAUACACAACUACUGAAGCGUCUUGGCAAUUUAUAACUUCAAUAUCAAUUAGGGCAACCAAAUUUACUUGACUAACAAUUUUCCCCAAUUUCCCCAAUAAAAUGCUAAAAGGAAGAGAAAGUCUACGAAGGAUCAUCGGAAAACGGAGGAGAUUUCUUUCAAAUCUCUCUAACAUCCUAUCGUAUUCUUGUUCUUUGCCGUCGAAUUCUGUCAACGAUGGAAACGGUAAGCAAUUACUUGACGGUUCUGCCACUGUUAAGACGGAAGCUAACUCAAUCGAUGAUAAACUAGAAGGUUCUAGUUCAGAGAAAGGGUUUGUUGAUUGUCCUGUUUGUAGUACACAGAUUCGCGCUGAUGAUUGGUCUGUCAAUUCUCAUCUUGAUUUGUGUCUUCUUCGAGGAACAAAGCGAAAACUAAGUCAACGCACUCUUCUUCAGUUCAGCUUUUGCCCAAAACUCAAAAGUAGUAGGUGCGAAAGUGAGGGAGUUCAUGCAGGGACUAGUGAUGUGGUACAGGUCAUUGAACCUGCAAAGAACAAUCUCCAGCUGGGAAGCAUUGGUGCUGAUGAAGUAACUUGUGCCAAAAGUCAAUGUGAAAUGAGCAGAUCUUAUGAUGGAACCUCAUUGAAAUCAUCAUUAGUUUUUGGUUCAAUCAUCCAACACAGUAAGACUUUUACUGAGAAGAUUUACAUUGAUGAUGAUGCAGAUGAGAUGACUGAUGCUUCUUCAGAACCCUUUGGAUCUGGUGCAUCAGAUGUUGAUGUGGAAGGAAUUCUUGAUGAUUUAUCUGGGACGACUCUUGAGACAUGCAUUGUGGGUCGUAAAUAUGUUGAUGCUGCAGAAGCUGUUGCUGGUACAAGCAUCUGUUUUCUAAGAGACCCUUACAACAUCAAAGAUCCUAAUGCCAUCAAGGUUACAUCCGCAGAUGCUGGCUCUGGAAAAAUCUUAGGUUUUCUUCCUCGGGAAUUGGCUCAACAUUUGUCACCUUUGAUUGACAAGUAUCAGCUGAAGUUUGAGGGAGUGAUCACUUCAGUUCCAAAAAGCUCUUUGGAUAUCAUCCCCAUCAAAAUCAUGUGCCUAAAACCACCAUCUUAUAGUGAAUUCUCAAAAGAUGACAUUGCUAUGCUGAGGUUUUUAUGCAAUAAUAUUUAUUGCCUGAUGAAGUCUGGCAAGAGUUCUCCAUCGAGCCCUAUAAAGUACCAGAAGAAUUUCGGGCUCAUGAUUGAAGAUGCUUUAACAAGCAAUAUGCAUCUUUUCACAGAUGAUGAGAAGUUUUUCUUAGAAUCAUUCCGCUCAUUUUCUGAUGAUAGCCAAAGGCUCUUUGUACGACUUUACUCAAGAAAAGGACCAUGGUUUCGCAUAUCUAGUUUUUCAUAUCCAGAAAUACUGGAUUAUCAACAAGCAGUUGAUGAACUCUCAGAAGCGUCUUAUGUCUGCUCUUUUGGUGAUAGUAGCGGCAUUAAUGACAAUGAUUUAGAGGAACUUCUGAACAUCUUAACAGUGAGCGAGCUGUGUGAGAUCCUUCAAAUGCUAAAGAAGGGUUCCAAAGUUGGCUCGAGGAAGAAAGAGCUUAUUGCAUCACUACACUCUUCAUUUAAAGAUGGACUCUGUCCUCUCCUUCCAAGUUUGAUUUUUGACAGAACAGCAACAUGUGUUCGAAUUUCUUCAACUGCUGAAUCUCUUUUGUGGCGUGUUCAGAGACUAUUCUUCUUGGAUGGAGAGCAAGAUUUGUCUUCAUUCCUUUUAGUUGAUUUGCGAAUUCUCAAGUACCCAGAGUACAAAUGUUCAAUUUCACAUCCAGUAUUCUCUACCAGAAGUGACCUGCUUGCUUAUGAAGAGGCCAUUGAAGUUGCACAGAUUAUGGACCAAUCCCUUGAAGAAGGCAACUCAAAGUUGGUGCUUCAAUGUAUCGAGAUAGCCGAAUAUCAAUUGUCAAGUGAUUUUAUGAUGAAAAGUCAAUCAUUGCCUUUAAAGUCAGAAGUUUCAUUUCUUCAAUGUUUUUCAGCAGCUUGGGUUAACUCUAAAAUUGUCUUGCUUGGUGUUUCCAUCCAUGAACAAGAACGUAGGUACCAGGAUGCCAUCAAAUUGUUGAAGCUGUUGCUUAACAGUUUUACUUCUGGUGGAAGAAGAGGAUACUGGACAUUAAGAUUGUCCAUUGAUUUAGAACACAUUGGUUGUAUAGAACAGAGUCUCUCUGUUGCAGAAGAUGGUGUUUUAGACCCAUGGGUUCGUGCUGGUUCAAAAAUGGCGUUGCAAAGGCGGGUCAUACGCUUAGGGAAGCCACCAAGGCGUUGGAAAACCCCUAGUUAUGCUUCUUUUGUCAAAAGAAAGAUCACAGAGGUACAUAUCCAAGGGAGACCAUUAAGCAGCAAAAUAGGGACGAAGAGUAGAUUUUAUGGUCAAGAUGACGAGCAAUGUGGAGUAGAAGAGCUUGCUCUACAAUUCUAUGCAGGAGAAGGGGGUGGCUGGCAGGGUGUUCAUACAGAAAGUGGCAUUUGGUUGACCAUAUAUGGUCUUCUUAUGUGGGAUAUUAUAUUUUCAGAUGUACCAGAUACAUUUCGCACCAGAUUUCAGAGUGCACCUUUGGACAUGGACAGUGAUAACUUUUAUAUUGCCAGAAAAGGCAUUAUCGAACAUCACUUGCAGAAGAUUCACAAUGGUAUGGCCGAGACUAUCCUCAUAAUGUCGUGGGAGUUGCAUUACGGUACACUUUGCAGGGGUGUUAACUGGGAAAGACAUUCACUUUCUGAGCUUCGUGCUGCUGUUUCAUGCAUCAAAGGCCCUUCCCUUUCAAAUCUUUGCCGGCUUUUGUCCCAGGAUUACCGAAGUUGGUCUAGUGGAAUGCCUGAUUUGCUGUUAUGGCAUUUUCAUGAAGGCUACAGGGGCGAAGCAAAACUUGUUGAAGUCAAAGGCCCCAAAGAUCGGCUUUCUGAACAACAACGAGCAUGGCUGCUUACCUUGAUUGAUUGUGGCUUCACUGUAGAGGUCUGCAAAGUAAACCCUUCAGCUUUAGCAUGAAGUUGCCACCAUAGUUGCAUCAACCGCGAUCCGGGAACAUUCCUCCCCAAUCACCACGAAACGCAACCGGAAUAGCUCAAGGUGACGUAACCGGAUUCAGAUGAAUUGUUGAUGGCAGCGUAUUCUCAGGCUCAGAGCAUUACAUCCAGCUCUUGCUUCGCCUUCCAGGUUAACGAAAAUUUGGAAAGGAUCUAACGUUUCUUCAUUUGUCAAAGUUUUACUCCGAUGACACUUUUAGGAGAUUAUACGGAGAAUGUCAAAGCCUCAGAGAGAUAGUCACACUGGCUGUAUUAGUCUGAAAUUAAGAAAGCAAGAUCUUUUCGAGAAGACGAAAAUUAGAGCAGAUUAUAUGAGCAGUUCCUUAGACGUACGAGUAAAUUAAUUAUUUUCUAUUUUAUUUUUAUUUGGGAUGGUUCAUCUAAUCAUCUAUUGAUGGUUGUGUUUUAUACUUGUACAUUUGCUGUUGGUAUUCUUGUGGAUAAAUUGUCCAAUUGAAUAAAGAAAUAUAAUUAAAAUAA
This is a messenger RNA of Amaranthus tricolor (Joseph's coat), 3543 nucleotides long. RefSeq names its product fanconi-associated nuclease 1 homolog. Gene Ontology annotation, molecular function: flap-structured DNA binding; hydrolase activity, acting on acid anhydrides, in phosphorus-containing anhydrides; zinc ion binding. NCBI's taxonomy places the organism in Eukaryota, Viridiplantae, Streptophyta, Magnoliopsida, Caryophyllales, Amaranthaceae. The record is from RefSeq and is a predicted model, not a curated record. Gene Ontology annotation, biological process: interstrand cross-link repair. The transcript is spliced from 14 exons. Gene Ontology annotation, cellular component: nucleus. The coding region runs from base 110 to 3025 and encodes 971 amino acids.